GAAAAUUAGAGAGCCAGCUAAAAAGCUCUCAGUGGCAUUUAUGUAAUUAGAGCCAAAAACCGAGCCCGUUGGUAUACCCUCACCAAACUAGGAUCGUCCACGGUCCAGAUCAUUUCUACGGUGUUCAACAACGAGUCACCGCCGGUGACGCCCGUUAGAAUUAGAAACUAAGAAACAAGAGUUUCCGUUCUUCUCCACAGAUUUUGAAUUUCAAAAUUUCCGUUUCUCGAGGACUUCACUCUACGUUUUAUCGGUUCCGUCUUUUGAGAGUUCUUGGCCAUGAAUUGAGACGGAAUGAUGUUAUUGUUUAAGAAACCAAUCGAAGAACGCACCGGAGGAUCCGUGCCGGUGUAUCUGAAUGUGUACGAUCUAACCGCGAUCAAUGGCUACGCUUACUGGUUUGGCCUCGGCGUUUUCCAUUCCGGAGUUCAAGUUCAUGGUGUGGAAUACGCAUUUGGAGCUCACGAGCGCUCAACAACGGGAAUUUUUGAAGGACUGCCGAAGCAAUGCGACGGAUUUCGAUUUAGGAAGACAGUUUUGGUAGGCAAAACAGAUAUGAAACCAACAGAGGUGAGAGCUUUAAUGGAUGAACUUGCCCAAUCCUACAAGGGAAAUGCUUACAAUUUGAUCACCAAAAACUGCAACCAUUUUUGCAAUGAUGCUUGUGUUAAACUCACAGGGAAUUCCAUCCCAAACUGGGUUAAUCGCCUUGCUAGAAUUGGGUUUCUUUGCAAUUGUGUUCUACCAGUGACCUUCAAUUCCACCAGAAUCCGUCACCACAACAGAAUAGAAGACAAGGUUGUAACCAUGGAAACAAAGAAGGAAUUGACAAAUGAAUCAACAAAAACUCCCAGUUCUGAUUCUACUUCAUCUCCUUCCUCGAUGGUUCGCCGAGGAAGAACUCAGACGAGACGAGCUCCUCCUCCGUGUUCUCCAUUGUCUUCUCAUUCUUCGUCCUCAUCUUUAUGAGGAACAGACAUGAUUGGAACCUCAGCUCCAUUGGAAGUGCUGGAAGAAGGUGAGACAGUCACAAUUCUUAGCUUUUCCUCUAUAAUAUUCUUCUUUAUGAUCUUGGAAGAUCAAAUUCAAAUCAGAAGCCAUUGAUUUGUAUGCUUUCAAUUCCCUUCGUUUGCCUCUGAAUUGUUUUCUUGUAUUAUUUCUACUUCUUGUAAAAGUUAAUAUCAUUGUGAAGUUAAAAUCACAAUUCAUAUUCUCAUAAUUUAAACAAAGUGUGGACUUUUUGUUACUU
Cucurbita maxima (winter squash) is the source of this 1249-nucleotide messenger RNA. RefSeq names its product deSI-like protein At4g17486. Gene Ontology annotation, biological process: protein deubiquitination. The coding region runs from base 295 to 969 and encodes 224 amino acids. NCBI's taxonomy places the organism in Eukaryota, Viridiplantae, Streptophyta, Magnoliopsida, Cucurbitales, Cucurbitaceae. The transcript is spliced from 3 exons. Gene Ontology annotation, molecular function: deubiquitinase activity. The record is from RefSeq and is a predicted model, not a curated record.